Mastomys coucha (southern multimammate mouse) is the source of this 345-nucleotide messenger RNA. Its product is annotated as zinc finger CCHC domain-containing protein 10-like. The record is from RefSeq and is a predicted model, not a curated record. The coding region runs from base 1 to 345 and encodes 114 amino acids. NCBI's taxonomy places the organism in Eukaryota, Metazoa, Chordata, Mammalia, Rodentia, Muridae. The transcript is spliced from 3 exons.
AUGGCGACUUCCAUGCAUCAGUUCAUAGCUUGGAGGCAAGCCAUGGGAGAGACCAACAUAGAGAAAAAGAUCAAGAAGAGGUCUAAGAGUGUCACGAGUUCCAGUACCUCUAGCAGUGACAGUUUGGCCAGUGAGUCUUCAUCAGAGAGUGAGACUUCUGUCUCAUCCUUUUCAGAGGACAGUGACUCAGAUGACAGCCUCUCCAGCUCCUCCUCUUCUUCCUCCUCUUCUUCCUCCUCCUCUUCUUCCUUGUCCUCCUCUUCCUCCUCUUCCUCCUCUUCUUCCAGCAGCAGUACCGAGAGCAUCUCUGAUGACAAGCCACUGAAGAAAAGGAAAAAGAAAUAG